UUGUGUGGUACAAACAAUUUCUUCUCUUCAUCCAUCAUCUUCAGCUCUUAUAUUUCUCUCCUCAACCAAUACUACACACACAAGAUUUCUAAACAUUUCAUCUCAAAAACAAAACAAAACAAAAAUAUCUAAACAUUUAUUUUAGUUUAUAAUAUUUAAGGGAUGACAAAUUGUUUUUCUUUCUUCCGAAGAAGAAGAACGGGUGGUGGAUCAUCGAAAGAACGCGAUGUGGAAGAUAGCUUGAGCAGCAAGUCAAACGUGAAUAGUGAAUACCGCAAUGCAUUCAGAACAAAGUCUUAUGUUGACAUAUGUAACAAAGCUCAAGGAUAUGGAAUUGAAAACACAAGCAUGAGAUCAUCACACUCUAACUCCUGUUCGACUUCUUCUUCUUCUUUGCUAGAACCUAGACAAGAAAUUGUUACAAACAUGAUCAAGAGCUUUAAGGUGCAUCAUCUUCUAGUGGACUACUUUGAAGCCAGCUUAGAAGCAUAUCUUUGUUGCGACAAAAUCCUUCAAGGUGUUCGUCAAACUAGAUUUGGUUAUGGAAAAGUCAUAAACGUAGUUAAUAAGUUAAGCCAAAGAGUCGUUGAAUAUGACACUGACACAGAUGUGGACACAAACGUCAAUGACAAUAUUAUCUAUGAAGAGCUUGUUUCAUCUGUUAUUAACAACUCUUUGUGUUUGUCCAAUAAUAUUAUUAAUUUCUGCGAUAUUCAAGAAAAACACAUAGCGCUCCUUAACAGACUUAACUCAAAGAGAUUGAAACUCAAAAGAAGAAUAACAAUAAAGAGGUUAUGCAAGAAAGUUGGAGGGAUCGGUUUAGUCGUUUCAGAAACCGCUCUUUUGGUGGCUUUGUUAGUCUUUGCUUUCCAUAGCAUAAUUGGGUUAGCUGCUGCCCCUUAUGUAGUCGGUGGAUCCUUUGGUUUGAUGAAGAAGAGAUCCAAGUGGGAAAAUAAAAAGUAUAAUUCUUGUGAAAAACUAUAUGAACAAAUUGAUGUUGCUGCAAAAGGGGUUUAUAUAGUGAUAAAUGAUUUGGAUACUAUGAGCCGUAUGGUUAAGAGGUUAGCGGAUGAGGUUGAACAUUGUAGAGAGGUUGCUGAUAUUUGUGUGAAGAAUUAUGGUCAUGGUAAUGGAAGGUGUGUAAUAUUGAAGAUGGUUCUAAGAGAAUUUCGUGAUUGUCAAACUAACUUUAUGGAUCAGUUGGAAGAGCUUGAGGAGCAUAUCUAUUUGUGCUUUCUCGCUAUUAACAGAUCUAGAAGACAGCUUAUGCAAAAGAUUACUGACAAGAAAUAUUAAAACGAUUGGUGAAGCUACUCUUUAGUUUUAAAGGCGGACAAGUCAAGUUCAGUAAGAAACAAAUUUAGAACGUCGUGAGACAGUUCAGUUCCUAUCUACCGUUGGUGUUAAAGGGAGAACUGCGAGGAGCCAGCCCUGGUACAAGAGGACUGGUUGGAUCCUUUGGAGCUGUUGUCUAGUUAGUUGACUUUGACAAGUGUUAACUCAUUCUUUCCAUUUUCUUAGUCUCUGUAAUUCUUUGAUUUUACUGUUGUAUUAUUUUAUUUACAAUAUUGGAAAUUAAAAAAAAAAAAAUAUUACAUGAUA
Molecule: messenger RNA, 1602 nt
Organism: Medicago truncatula (barrel medic)
Lineage: Eukaryota; Viridiplantae; Streptophyta; Magnoliopsida; Fabales; Fabaceae
Product: UPF0496 protein At1g20180
Exons: 2
Coding region: 163-1296 (377 amino acids)
Source: RefSeq, a predicted model, not a curated record